AUGGAUACUCUUUACGUGCUUAAGGUCAAGUGCCGCGGCGUCCUUCGUCGCAUCUCCUCUCGUCGCGACCCUCCGGCCUUCGACCACGUGGACGGUCAAAUCCGCAAGCUCUUCAAGAUCCCGGCCGACAAGUCAAUCACCGUCACGUACACGGAUUCGGACGGUGACGUCAUAACGGUUUCCACGGACGAGGAUCUUCACGACGCGUUUAUCUACCAGGAGCUCAACCCGCUUCGCCUCGAUGUUGCCGUGGAGUCCCUGCCAGGCGCUGACGAUUUCGUCGACGUCUGCAGCCUUGACGGAUCUGUCUACUCGUCCUCGUCGUUCGGCGGAGAUGCUGCGCCAUCUGCGCUAACUGCGCCGUCCGCGCCAUCCGCGCCGUCUGCGCCGUCUGCACCGUCCGCUGUUGCUGCUUCUGGCAUGAAUCCCGCUCCUGCUGCGUCGGAUUCAGUCGCCGACUCUGCUGCUCAGGCUGUUCCUGUUCCUCCUGCUGUUUCGACCGCUGCGGUUGACGAACCUUCUCCUGCGCCAGUUCCUGCUGCUGCUCCUGCUCCUACGCAGCCCGUUCCUGCCGCUCCUGACGCUUCCACCUCUGAGCCUGCUCCUGAAGCCGCUCCCACCGCGGCACAGCCCAGCGAGCCGUCCGUCCCGGAGAACCCUGACGAGGCGUUUGAGGCGAAAGUCGCGGAGUUUGCAACCGCGGUGGAGAAUCAGAUUCUGAAGGCGCUGGCUUCGGGCGGGCAGCUGGAGCGCAUGCUGGCGCAGUACGGGCCAAUUCUCAAGGAUGCUCCUGGGAAGAUUGCGCAGGUGUUGGCGACGGCGCGGCGGAGCGGGCUUGACGUGGUGUUUGAGCCGAUUCUGGAGAUGCACCACCGCCGCCAGCAGCAGCAGCAGCAGCAUGGGGGGUACAGCGGUGGUUGUGGGUCUUCCAAGCCUUCCUCCUCGUCUGCUGCUGCCGCGGCUGCGGAUUCUGCUGCUGCUGCUGCCGCUGCGGAUUCUGCUGCUGCUGCUGCCGCUGUGGAUUCCGCUGCUGCUGCUGCCGCUGCCGCCGCUGAUUCCGCUGCUGCUGCUGCUGACAUAGCUGCUGCGGUUUCGGCUGAUGUUGCCGCUGCGACCUCUGCAGUGGCUGCUGCGAUUGCUGCUGCAGCAGACGCGCUCGAUCUGAAGCCUAAGGACGCUCCCUCCUCCUCUGCUCCUGCUCCUGCCGCUGCUGCUGCUGCUGCUGCCACGGCUCCUUCUGCUGCAGCCGCUGCGUCGGCCUCAGAUUCCGCGAGUGUUAAGGCGGUUCACUACGGCAUCACCUGUGAUGGCUGUGACAUGCGCCCUCUCAAGGGCAAGCGUUACCACUCCCUCGUGAAGCAUGACUUCGACCUGUGCGAGGCGUGUUACAGCAAGGAGGGGUCCAUCUCAGAGAACUAUGAAUGCAUCGAGAGCCCCCCGCCUGCCAAGUUCUACUUCCCUGUCAAUCCGAAGGAUGCUGCUUGUUCUGCUGGUACUGCCGCUGCUGCUGCAGCAUCCGCCUCUGCUGCUGCGUCCCAGGGUGGUGCUGCGUCCCAGGGUGGUGCUGCGCAGGGAGUGAGUGAGGCUGCCAAGGCGGUGCAUUACGGCAUCAUCUGUGACGGUUGUGACAAGCGCCCCAUCCAGGGCAAGCGAUACCGCUCCCUUGUGAAGGAUGACUUUGACCUGUGCGAGGCGUGCUACAGCAAGGCCGGCGUGGUGCCGGAGCACUAUGAGUGCAUCGACCGCCCCCUCUUCCGCCCCUCGCGUCUGCAGCACAUGGCCGCCCACGCCGCUGCCAUGGCUGGCAUGCCAGGAGGAGGUCGCCCCUUCUUCGCCCCGCGCCCGCACUGCCCCUUCUCCCACCACUCAAUGCCACACGCAUGGGGCCCUGGGUCUCCUUUCAACAAGCACCAGCACCACAUGCACCAGCACCACCAGCACCAGCACCCUCACUACCACCCGAACAACACUCCUUUCACUGGCAGCAGCAGCGUGGCCGGAACCGUGGGCGCAGCAGUGGGGGGGACGGUGGGGCAGCUGCAGUAUGGCAGGGCGCAUGGGAGGCUGCUGGACGCGCGGUUUGUGCGGGACGUGAGUGUGCACGACGGCACCGAGAUGGCUCCCCUCACGAGGUUCACCAAGAUCUGGCGCCUGCGCAACAGCGGGAGUGUGCCGUGGCCGUGCGACCUGCAAGUGAUCCACGCUGGCGGGGACUUGCUCUCAGAGACCAGCACCGUUUCCCUGGAGUUGCCACGAGGGGGCGUGUACCCUGAACAGGAGGUUGAUGUGGCGGUGGACAUGGCAGCACCUGCCCGCCCCGGGCGGUACAUGUCUCACUGGCGCCUGCUGGCCCCUGGUGGGCCCAAGUUUGGACACCGCUUCUGGGCUCAGAUCCAGGUCGUGGAGGCCAGUGCAAUGGAUGAAGAACCGGCGCCUCUCCUUGCUGCUGCCCCUGCUGCCGCUCCUGUUGCUGCGUCUGCGCCUCCUGUGCCUGCUGCUGCUGCUGAGUCUGAGUCUCCCUCCCUGCCUGAAGCCGUUUGUGUGAAGGCUAGCCCCAGUACGGACGCAGAAAGCGUACUAGCUGAUGCUACUCCAGUGGAAGACGCUGCUGCUGGUGCUGCUGUUGUGGAGCAGCCAUGUGCUGAGGAGGCUGUGGAGGAGAGUGGUGCGGUAUCUGUCGUGGAAGUAGCAGAGGAGAAGGAGGAGGCUGGGAGUGCUCAGGAGAAGCGGGAGGAGCAGGAGGAGGAGGAGGAGGAGAAGGUUGAAGUUGCUGUGCAGGCGCGUGAGGUGGUUGAGAAGGAAGAAGUCAAGGAGGUGAAGGACGACGUGGAGGUGGUAGAAGAGGAGAAGCAGGAGGAGGAGGCGCAGGAGUGGGAGGAUCCGAUUAUCACUGCGAUCCGCAACGCUGCUGACAACAUCGGGUCGGCAGCCGCUGGUGCUGGUGCUGCUGCCGAGUCUGAUGUUGGUGCAGCCAUGGCUGCUGUGGGCGACGUGGUGAUUGACGUCGCCCCUGCCUCUGUUGAACCUGCUGUGCCUGCCGCGCCUGCCGUGCCUGCUGCUGCUGCUGUGGAUGCAGUUGUUGCUCCUGCUGCAGACGCUGCUGCUGCUGCUGCUGCUGCUGCUGCUGCUGCUGCUGAUGAGGAGUGGACAGACCUGCGCACCCCUUCGCCCGCAGACGACACCGCCAGCACCACCAGCACCACCAGCACCACCACAGAUGCCACCACCUCAGAGAGCAUCCCCCCUGCCCUCUCCGCUUCAGACGUUUCUUCUGUACUCCCGCCGGCCCUUGCUUCAUCCUCCUCCGAUGCUGCCUCCUCUGUGUCCCCCGCCAGGGCUGAGGACACUGCUGUAGGCAGCUUCUCCCUCGUGAAUGUCUCCUACCCCUCCAUUGCCUCCAUUGCUUCCCUUGCGCCUGCUCCUGCUGCUCCCGCUGCGCCGGGCCAGUCCGUGUAUCCGUCGGUUGAGAGCAUCGGGGUGCUGGUGGAAGAGGCUGCUCCUGCUGCGGCUUCUUCUGGGGCUGCUGCUGGUGCAGUGACAGAGGAUCUGCUGACAGGGGAUGACUAUGUGAAUGUGCCGUCUGUGCCUGCUGCCAUGCCAUCGCCUGCCAGCUUCCUGGAUGACGAAGAGGAGAUUGAGAUGGAGACCCCGCCUCUCAUCGUCAACUCGUCCGCACCCGCUGCUGCUGCUCCUGCUGCUCCUGCUGCUCCUGUGGAUGUUCCUGCUGCUGCAGCUGUUUCAUCUGCCCCGUCUGCACCUGCUGUGGUUUAUGGGGGGAGAUACGGCAGCCAGGUGCAGCAGCUGGUGGAGAUGGGGUUCCCCUAUCCUGCUCUGAAUGGGGAGCUUCUGGAGUUUACUAAUGGGAACAUGGACGAGGUGGUAACCAUGCUCGUGAAGGUUACGACUGAGUGGCAGGAGAAGAUGGACGAGCUGGAAGAAAUGGAUUUUACGGACAAGGAGAUGAACAUGCGUCUGCUGCUGAAGCAUGAUGGCAGUUACAAGCGUACCGUGCGCGAGCUGGUGGCGCUUGACAAGGCCAGCAGGAAGGCCGGCAGGGCGGAGCGCGCCUAA
Messenger RNA from Closterium sp. Naga37s-1, 4071 nucleotides. NCBI's taxonomy places the organism in Eukaryota, Viridiplantae, Streptophyta, Zygnematophyceae, Desmidiales, Closteriaceae. The record is from the annotation of a GenBank genome assembly.